Hypoxylon fragiforme is the source of this 1657-nucleotide messenger RNA. RefSeq names its product 3-oxoacyl-reductase. The record is from RefSeq and is a predicted model, not a curated record. NCBI's taxonomy places the organism in Eukaryota, Fungi, Ascomycota, Sordariomycetes, Xylariales, Hypoxylaceae. The coding region runs from base 225 to 1025 and encodes 266 amino acids. The transcript is spliced from 3 exons.
UAGUUCGUACGACUAUUAGAGGCACACUGGAGGCACAGUGAAGAUGGUGUGUGUUACCAUCCCCGCCUUUCAGCUGAGGAUCGGAAUCCGCAGACGGUAUGAGGGUGAAAAUUUCUAUAUAUAAGCCUUGGUGGCGAUGAAUCUAUGUCUCGCAGUUGGCUCCGACACCAUCCCAUUACCCGUUUACCAUUGCGACUGCUUCAUACCUACCUCUUAGAUACACAAUGGCAAAGCUUCUUAGCGGAUCAGCUUUCAUUACCGGUGCCGCCGCAGGCAUUGGCUAUUACACGGCAGAUGCUUUCGCGAAGCACGGCAUCGAACGCCUCGCCGUCACCGAUUUCAAUGCGGGAGCUUUAGCCAGCUCCGUGAAGGAGCUGCAGGCCAAGCACCCCAACGUCGAGUUCCUUCCCCUUGAGCUCGACGUGCGGGACGGCAAGCAGGUCAAGGCCGUGCUAGCACAGGUAGUCCAGAAGUUCGGGCGCCUCGACAUCGCCGUCAACAACGCGGGCAUCCGCGGCCCGAUCGCCAACACCGACCUCGUUCCCGAGGAGGAGUACGAGAACCUGAUCCAGACGAACAUGAACGGCGUCUGGAGAUGCCAGAAGGAAGUGCUCUCGAUCUUCAUGAAGCAGGAGCACAAGGGGCUGCGGUAUGGCCGCGGAGUCAUCAUCAACACGGCCUCGAUAUUUGGGCUGUUCGGAGCGCCCAGGGGCAUGCCGCACACGGCCUACGUCACUGCUAAGCAUGGCGUCGUGGGAAUGACCAAGGCCGACGCUAUUCAGUACGGCGAACAUGGUAUUCGCAUCAACGCCAUCUGCCCAGGCUUUACGAAGACCGCCAUGGUCGAGAGUGUCUUGGCCCAGGGAUCAGAGACCCCUUUCGCCGUCGAGAUCGAGACUUCCCCCAUGGGGCGGGCUGGCGAGGUCGACGAGAUCGCGGAUUGCAUGGUCUUCCUGGCGUCGCCGAUGAGCAGCUACAUGCAGGGCGCCGAGCUCGUUGUCGAUGGCGGCUGUUCUCUGACGUAGUUUCAGCAACAAUGGUUUCUAAGAUGAUCUAAGUCAUAUUGGUGCAGGUGACCGUGGCAAUAUGAGAUGAUUUCGUGCUAGGUAGCGGCAAGCAAGUGGGCCUUUCUACGGGUUCUGAAGCCAAAGCCUUCCUAGGUAUGGGUUCGCAGCGGCAAAGUGGUGCGAUUUCUGGAUAAUACGUCGCUCAUCGUUAAAUACCCAGUAGCCCUGUAGAAGUCAAUGAGAUCUGCGGGUCUUUGGAAUCGUCAAAGUUGGUCGACUAUUAUAAUACAAGUUAUUCCUAAUUUACUUUCUUCAAAACUACUACAAUACGAUGUACGUAGUCUCCGUGAAUCAGACAUUUGAAGGUGAUGGUGGAAGCUAUCCCCGCAACGAGCCCAGUGAAAGUUGUUCCAGGGGUUGGCGCAGGAGCCAUAAAGCAUGAGCCAUGAUUGAGCCCGCCCCUUUUACCCUUAGGCACCCUAGUAACUAUGCCAAAUUAGUAACCCAAUCUAGGACCCCAGACAACAGGGAAGAUAUUGUGCAGGCAUUGGGUAAUGUGAGGCGUGUGCAUCGCCUGAAAUACUUUGGAUAAGAGUACUAUGCCGUAGAGUAACCUAGCUCACUUCUUGGGAGUCUUUUUUCAUAAAAGA